This is a messenger RNA of Amborella trichopoda, 1241 nucleotides long. RefSeq names its product Ran BP2/NZF zinc finger-like superfamily protein. NCBI's taxonomy places the organism in Eukaryota, Viridiplantae, Streptophyta, Magnoliopsida, Amborellales, Amborellaceae. The record is from RefSeq and is a predicted model, not a curated record.
UAACUUUCGUUUUCUUUUCUAGCGUCGUGUGCACUCUGGAGUUGCGGAGGAGUAAACCCUAAUUAUUCAUACGCUGCGAGAUUGAGUGCAGAAAGCCAUGUCACAGGUCGACAACCGUAAUCCCUCGGCCUCCAAACGUGCCCGUACUGAUGGUAGUCGCAGAGAAGAUGACUGGACUUGUCCUACUUGUGGAAACGUUAAUUUCUCAUUCAGAACCACUUGUAACAUGCGGAACUGUCACCAAUCAAGGCCAGUCGAUCAUAAUUCGAAAUCUGCCACCAAGCCCCCACAACUUCCUCCAAGCUAUUCUUCUUCUGCUUAUAUGGGUGCUGGUGCUGCAUCAUCUAUGUAUCUUGGUAUGCCUCCUUAUGGUUCUUCUCUAUUCAAUGGAGGUUCCUUGCCCCCUUAUGACCUUCCUUUCACGGGAGCAACUGGGUACCACUACGAUUAUGGAAGCCGCCUUUCUGCUGGAAGUCCAUAUGGCCCAUUGCAUUUGUCGGGUCCCUCACCAUAUACUAGUGGAACCUUGAUGGGAGCUGGUUAUGGUUUGCCGCCUCGGAUGGAUAGAUAUGGCAUGGGCAUGCCCUUGGCUCCAGCUGCCUUGGGUGGAAGACUGGGAGCAUAUCCAGAGGAUACCCCUCAGAAACGAGGUGGAGAGGGGAUGCGCGAUAGUGACUGGACAUGCCCUAACUGCAAAAAUGUGAACUUCUCGUUCAGAACAGUAUGUAACAUGAGGAAGUGCAACACGCCAAAACCUGGGACUCAGGCCACAAAAUCUGAGAGUAAUAAAGGCUCUAAGCCACAUAUGCCUGAAGGCAGCUGGAAGUGUGAGAAGUGUAAUAACAUAAACUAUCCAUUUAGGACCAAGUGCAACAGGCAAAACUGUGGUGCUGAUAAACCUUCGGACACUAAAAAAUCCCCUGGGUUAACAUCUGAUGAGGAUGAUCAGUGAGUACUACUAGUACACUAUGUGGGUCGAGAAGGUCAAAGUUGUUGGCGUUGCUCACAUGAGGUGUCUGAAAGUCAGUUAUGUGUCAUGUUGGCGGCCAUUGUCGAGUUCCUCCUCAUGAUCUGUGUCGAAACUUGUUGUAUUAGAUGGACCUUGGUUUUCGUGGUUACUGGUUAGCAACUUAAAUUUGGGAGUUAUGGUCUUUAUGGAUCUUCUUUAUUGAAGUCUUGGUCAUAUCUUGACUGGGUAUAAUUGGUAUAAUUAUACAGGUUGGUUUUGUGGGUUACUUGCA